CUGGGAAAGCCGCAUGACUCUCGGAUCGAUCCAGGGCGACGAUGGCGGGCCCUCGGCUAUCUACCCCGAGGACACCGACAACCAGUCCGUGGAGGUGGAUUUUCAUGCGGAUAACACCAGCCUCCUGGCAGAUGAUCACCGUUCCUUCGCCGUAGACACUGGGCCUUGCCCUGAUGGCGAUGCCUACCAUGCGGCCCUGCAACGGAGUCGGGCAGCCACAAUCAAUGACCCCUCCCUGCGUGAACGAUCCAACACCUUCCUCAAGAAUGUGGUCUCACCAGAGCUGGCUCCCAUGCCCUCAAACCAAGCCCCGGCCUCCGCCUCGGCCUUCGGCUCGACUCCGGCCCCAGCACCGGGUCCCACCUACUCCCCUUCGACUUACGCGAGUGGCUUCGCUCCGGGGCACGGGGCAACCGAGACCUUCUCUCGAUCCCCCCGCUUGGAGGCGGCCUUCGUGUCGGAGAACGCGCAUCUCCUGCACUCGGCCCCGAAACGUUACAAUGCCUCUCUCGACUCCGGUGCCCAGGUUCAGAUGAAUCCCCUGCGUGCGGCGUAUGCCUAUCGCGACCACGUCCGACGUCGGAAGAAUGCCAUGACUACGGCCUUCUUCCUGGUACUGAUCGCCUUCUUCGUCGGCCUCGGGACCACCUUCAUCCUGGUGCCCAUGCCGGGAACCUUCAGCCGGGCCAUGCCCCCGGCAUCGCAAUCCCUGGCCGAACGUAUUCGUCCGAAUUUCCACAUGGCUGUGGAAUUUAACUCCUUCAGCGACUUCGCCGAGGGCGCGCCGACCACCAAAGGGCGCCCCUUCUCCCUGGGCCGGACCAAUGCCCGGCGCAGCCCGAUGGCUGCCGCCAUGGCCGGGAAUGCUCGGGACCGCCAGUACACCUCGGGCGGCAUUCAGAGCACCGACGACGCCACCACCAGUCCCACCCCCACCCCGCGACCGCCGCCGGAGCCCAUGAAGAUGUUCGUCUUCGAUCAUGAGCCCUGGCCCACGGCCAUCGUCACGUCCAACAUCACGCGCUCGUACACCGUGGACCCCAGGCGCUCGGUGUCCAAUGAGUACUUUGUGAAGGCCGGCAGCCAGCUGGAUGUGCACUACAACAAUCGCAGUGGGGCCGAUCUGAUGCUGAUGCUCUUGCGCGGAGAGCGGACCAUCUCCGAGUUCCGUGGCACCGGGGCCAUCGACUAUUCCGAUGCCCUGGAGCUGCCGGUGACCGCGCACGCUCGCGGCAACUGGACCAUCGAGCUGUCCUCCAACUCGCCAUACCUCUUUGUCCUGAGCAAUCCCAGCGAGUCGUACAUGGACGGCGAGUGUGUUGUCAGCCAAAUCAUGCAAGCUCGGUCCUACCCCCUGGAGGAUGCCAUCCUCGAGUGUGAUUCCUACUGCCAGGUGGACUUCGAGUAUGGGACCCAGGCAUACUUGGUGUACCAAACUCCCAUGGGAUACUUCUAUGAAACCGACGUCGAGGGGUACCUCCGCCGCCAUGGCCGGGUCUGGUCCCUGACCACGCUCUUUUGUGGUCUCUUGGGAUUCCUAUUCUUCAGUCUGCUCAUUGCCUAUCUUAGCAUUCGGGCACACUUCCUCAAGGAGUUCGACGUGCGCCCGGAACUUCGCGUUCCGCUACUGGAGGGGGCGGAAUCGCUUGUCGGCGGCGACUACCUGUACCAGUGACCGCGACCCGGCUCCCCGACAUGAUCCUGGGCGACCUCCUCCCCUCUCACCCUCUCUUCACAUCUACCCUGCCACGUGGCCCCUUUUCCUGUCCUCGCCUCUCCCCUCCCUGCCCGAACCUGCGUCUGCAUCCUCCGGCCGCACUCGGACAAGAGGGAAAGGGGAUUGGCCGAGUCAUGACCAGGCGCACGCCGGCAUGUCACCUCCGUGCCCCUGGCCGGGGAACAGUACCUCACAAUAAAUGCCCCACCGGGGCGAGCAUAGAUA
Messenger RNA from Fonticula alba, 1942 nucleotides. RefSeq lists its product as hypothetical. The coding region runs from base 14 to 1675 and encodes 553 amino acids. The record is from RefSeq and is a predicted model, not a curated record. Lineage: Eukaryota; Rotosphaerida; Fonticulaceae. The transcript is spliced from 2 exons.